This is a messenger RNA of Ictalurus punctatus (channel catfish), 1919 nucleotides long. RefSeq names its product BOLA class I histocompatibility antigen, alpha chain BL3-6. Bases 131 to 1270 code for a protein of 379 amino acids. Gene Ontology annotation, cellular component: external side of plasma membrane. The record is from RefSeq and is a predicted model, not a curated record. The transcript is spliced from 5 exons. Gene Ontology annotation, biological process: immune response. Lineage: Eukaryota; Metazoa; Chordata; Actinopteri; Siluriformes; Ictaluridae.
GGAGGAACAUUCCCGCUGAACACAGGAGUAGCAGAGGAUCUGUAACUUUCUCUCAGUACAGUGGAAGUUAUUAUCAGUAAAUUAUUAUUAUUUGUGUGUGUGUUUGUGUGUUAGUUCAGUGUUGUAUUGGAUGAGAGAUUGGAUUAGAUUAGAUUGGAUUAGAUCAGACGGAGGGAUGGCGCGCUGCAGUGCAGUUAUGAAAGCUCUGAUCUUCCUCACAUUUUCUCUCCAUCUUUCAUCAGCAGUCACACACUCUCUACAGUACAUCUACACUGGAGUUACACCAGGAAUAAAUUUCCCAGAAUUCACUGAAGUGGGUCAGGUGGAUGGACAGCAGUUUGACUACUAUGACAGUAAGAUCAGGAAAAUGAUCCCGAAGAUGGAGUGGAUACAGAAGAUCAAUGCUGAUGAUCCAGAUUACUGGAACAGAGAGACACAGAAUCUGCAGGGUUGGCAGGAGACCUUCAAAGUCGGUGUGGAUACACUGAUGCAGCGCUUUAAUCAGACUGCAGGAGUUCACACAGUGCAGUACAUGUACGGCUGUGAGCGUGAUGAUGACGGCACCACUAGAGGAUACAGACAGUGGGGUUAUGAUGGAGAAGAUUUUCUUGUAUAUGACCUGAAAACUCUCACCUGGAUCGCUCCGACACCUCAAGCUCUGAUCACCAAACAGAAGUGGGAGCCUGAUGCUGGUUACAUGUCUUACCUAAAGAACUACCUGGAGAAAGAGUGUAUCGAGUGGUUACAGAAGCACGUGGGUUACGGCAGAGAGACUCUGGAGAGGAAAGUUCCUCCUACAGCGUCAGUGUUCCAGAAACACUCUCCUCCAGAGCUGGUGUGUCACGCUACAGGUUUCUUCCCCAAAACAGUGAUGAUCACCUGGCAGAAGAACGGAGAGGACGUGCAUGAGGACGUGGAGCUCAGAGAGACGUUACCCAACCAGGAUGGAAGCUUCCAGAAGAGAAGCGUUCUGACAGUCUCAGCUGAGGAUCUGCAGAAACACACCUACACCUGCGUGAUUCAGCACAGCAGCUUGGAGAAGGAGAUAGUGCUGCGUGAGGAGGAUAUUCGAAUCCUGAAUCCUGGUGGAGGAUCAGAUGUAGUUCUAAUCGGUAUCAUCGUUGGUGUAGCCGCGGCUCUCCUGGUUCUCGUUGCCGUUGUUGCUGGAAUUGUGGUCUGGAAGAACAACUCUGGUGAGAGGAGGAAGGACACCGCUAACACACACACACACAAUCACACAUACACACACACACUUUAUUCCAGUGUGUAAUCUUGGUGUAUAAUUUUUCCUGUAUUUGGAAGGAGGAUCUUUUUAUUGUGAAUCUGUUAUUGCUGUAAAAUGGGAUUAAUAGGGAUUGGGGUUAGAGGAUUUAUUAUUAUUAUUAUUAUUAUUAUUAUUACUGUGUGUAAAUUCUGGUAGUUUUCUGUGUGAUGGGGUUUGAUGUGAAACUCAGAUUUAAACUGUUGUGUAACACGUCUGGAUGAGCGCAGCGUUACACUCGACUAAUUUUACAUUCAGUACAACCUCGUACACACUUCCUGACACACACACACACACACACACACUGAUUGUGAUUCACUCAGGCUUGAGAUGUAAUUGUGUUUAAAGCGUUUUGAUGUAAACAGUAUCAGUGUGAUUUGUAGUGAAUUUUCACACAGCUGCAGUUGAACAUCAUUAUAUUGUAGUGUGUGUGUUUCAGGAGUGUGUAUGAGCUGCUUUACUCUCUACAUUUCUAAGAUGAUUUAGUGUAGAAUUGAACACAGAUCAUAACGUCAGUACACGAGAGGUUUGAUCGACAUCUUUUACCUUUUAAUCCACUGACAUUUUCCUCACGGGCUGAACAGGAACCGAAUCUCUCCCACAAUCCCUCUGUUCUGUCUGUAACAAUCUGAACCAACAAUAAAGUCUAUUUUCUUCA